This is a messenger RNA of Penicillium verhagenii, 3177 nucleotides long. RefSeq names its product TBC domain-containing protein. NCBI's taxonomy places the organism in Eukaryota, Fungi, Ascomycota, Eurotiomycetes, Eurotiales, Aspergillaceae. The record is from RefSeq and is a predicted model, not a curated record. The coding region runs from base 1 to 3177 and encodes 1058 amino acids. The transcript has a single exon.
AUGGCGGAGCCCGAUACUCUCCCACGACGCUCGUCGUCCCUGGCUUCUUCAGGGUCGAGCAGGAGCCAAAGGGCUAGAACAUUGCGCCCACAGGCGCAUAAACGACACUCGACAUCUUCGAACAAAACGACCGACCUCACCUCUUUCCCCUCGCUUUCCCCGCCUGACCGCACCCCCACCUUGACACGAGGCUUGACGAAUACUUUGAUGGGGGACGAUGAGGAACAAAAACCAAAAGAUAAUGGUCGUGGGCGCAAGGCUACUCUGGCGAGACUGACGACUGGUAUGUCUCACACCGGCCGGGCAGCUCUCUUUGACGAUUCCGUUCCAACGCACGAUAUUCCUGGAGCCCUUCAUUUGGCGGACGAUGCACCCAUUGAGAGAUUAAUCGCAAGCACCGGCGCUGUGAAAAUUGUGAGGCAGUUCGCUCGCGAUCUGGCCCAGCGGGAUGCCGAGAUUUCAGCGCUGAGACAGCGUGCCGAUGCCAGAGAGCGGGAGUUAAAGCGUAUGCUUCGUGAAGUCUCCGUAUCCAACCAAGACAUUGAACGCCGUCUGUAUCAAUCAGAAAAUUCACUGGACGAUCGCACUUCGGAUGGAGAAAGCAGUCACAGUGGUGAUCAGUCCUCACAGCAGUCAUCAGGGCUGAAUGGACUUAUGUCUCAGGCUAUGACAGAUGCAGUGGGGUCUCAGGUCGAUGGGGAUACGCAAGUCUCAUCAGACAAUUUGGCCACCAUUCGUGCACAACGUUCUGGGAGUGAUACUCGUUCAACCGAACUUGGACCCAACCGUAAGCGACAAGGGUCUCUUCGUGGUUGGCAGGAGUACUUGUUUGGCUCAACAAACACAAGCCGGAAGACAAGCCGGGCGAGCAGCAUCAUCGGCGAUAUGAAAGAGGUGGAUGAGGAAAACCCCGAUAGCUUUCGAGUGCCGAGUAACACUUCAGUUCGCCGCAAAGGGCUUGAUGACCAACUGUUCCAACCUCCUCCGGCGAGCGAAAUAGCUGGAAAGCGUCUUGCCGGUGUCUCUGCUACCAACGGUGAUGAUGCAAGCAUUCAUUCCCGCAAGUCUUCGCGCUCUAUUGGCUCGUGGACAGUGAAGUUGUUUGCUGGCAACCCACAAGGGAAAGACAACAGCGAUUCGGAGAGUAUCCGUACCAAGCCUCCAUCAGAUCAUAAUGUUCCGUCUAGCAACCCCAAAGGAGGAAUGUCUGCUGUGGCCGCACUAAAGAGAAUCAACAGCAACAGCAACACCAAUGUUCCUGCAACUAGAACUAACGGCGUGCCGAAUGCUACUGGCAAAAUGACCCCUACAAAUGCUCGAAGAAGCGCCGCGGUGGCAAGUGUAUCACAGGGUGCAACAUCCGACGGUGCAGGAAGCGCGACCAAUCUUGGCCCCGUCGAAAUGGAUGCCAUUUUGCCCAUGGAAUCUCGUCCCCCUACUCUUGCGCCUAUUUACAAUAAAUCCCACUCUGGGGAGUUUCUUACGGACAGGUUUGGCUUCAUUUACGACCAGCGACGAAAGCGACGUGAAAGAGAGGCCAACACUGCAAAACCCGCCAAGCCUUCCUUGAGCAUUGCUGAAACUCUCGGGAACCUUCGCAGCGAUUCAUCAGACGAGGAUGAUGAAUUUGGCAAUAAAAAACCCCAAUCCACCAAAUCACCGACUUCUCCUACCUUCUCGCCUGAUGAUCCCGAAAGUGGAACAGUUGGACUGCGCCGCUGGCAGGACUACCUGAAACUUCCAUCUCGCCCAACAGAACUGCUCUCUCAUACACCUUCAGCCGCACCGAUUGUUUCGUUGACCGACUCGACGGAUAGUCGCCCACACAGUUCUUCGAUCUCAACAGACAAGGGUUUGUCAGUCAAUGCCAGCGCACAACCAUCUGCUACUACGUCGGCUGUUACUGCCGAUCGUCCUGAGUUUGCUGGAACGGUCUCUAAUGACCCUGCCGGGCUUUCUAUGAAUAGAAUGGGUGCUGCUGAGACCGAGCCUGUGAAAUUACUUCUGGAACAGCUCACUGAUCUUCAUGAUACGCUGCAACGGGAUCGUACUGUACGGUGGAAUGAAUUCCUCCGCAAGGUCCGCGCGGAGCGUCGAAAGGAGGGCGAAGCUGCAGCUGCAGCCUCCUCCGAUAAGACUGUCACUGCAGUCGAUACACCGGAGGCCACUCUCACCGACGGCGAGGUUGUCGGAAUCGCCGGUCUCGGAAACAAGGGGAAAGUCGGACGUGCCAAGUGGCGCGAAUUCCGGACGCUUGUUCUCGGCGGUAUACCUGUUGCUCUUCGGGCCAAAGUAUGGUCCGAAUGUAGUGGAGCCUCUGCUAUGCGUAUCCCGGGAUACUAUGAUGAUCUUGUCCGCGGGGUCGGGGGAGUAGAGCCAGACGCAUCCGCCGUGGCCCAAAUUGACAUGGACAUUCGGCGCACCUUGACUGAUAAUGUCUUUUUUCGCAAAGGGCCUGGGGUUUCCAAGCUUAAAGAGGUCCUCCUAGCGUACUCGCGUCGCAAUGCGGAGGUCGGCUACUGCCAGGGUAUGAACCUCAUUGCCGCAUCCCUUUUGCUUAUAAUGCCUACGGCUGAAGACGCAUUCUGGAUCUUGGUUUCGAUGAUCGAGAUCAUUCUUCCCCAACAUUACUACGACCACGGUCUACUUGCGUCUCGCGCCGACCAAGUCGUUCUACGGCAGUACAUUUCGGAACUUUUGCCCAAGCUCUCAGCCCACCUGGAGGACCUGGGAAUCGAAUUAGAAGCGCUCACUUUCCAAUGGUUCCUCUCUGUUUUUACGGAUUGCCUCUCUGCGGAAGCUCUAUACCGUGUCUGGGAUGUUGUUCUCUGCCUGAAUGUCACAAGCUCCAUCACCCCUCCCAAUGGUGUCAAAGACGCGGCUGACAAGGCUACCCCGAGAUCCGAAGAGCUUUCUUCCGGUAGUGGGGGUGGUAGCACAUUCUUGUUCCAGGUGGCACUAGCACUACUGAAGCUCAAUGAGCCACAACUACUUACCAAUUGUUCGACACCGGCUGCCCUAUACACAUACAUCAACCACCAAAUGACCAACCACGCCAUCAGCAUCGAUGGACUGAUUCAAGCCAGCGAGGCGCUGCGCAAGAUGGUCCGACGAGAGGAUGUCGUUUCUCGCCGUGCCAUGGCUCUCCGCGAGAUGCGUGAAUUUAGCGGCCAAUGA